This is a messenger RNA of Cucumis sativus (cucumber), 726 nucleotides long. Its product is annotated as mitochondrial pyruvate carrier 1. Gene Ontology annotation, cellular component: mitochondrial inner membrane. Gene Ontology annotation, biological process: pyruvate import into mitochondria. NCBI's taxonomy places the organism in Eukaryota, Viridiplantae, Streptophyta, Magnoliopsida, Cucurbitales, Cucurbitaceae. The record is from RefSeq and is a predicted model, not a curated record. The coding region runs from base 217 to 540 and encodes 107 amino acids. The transcript is spliced from 5 exons.
GUUUCAACCUAACUAACCCAACCCAAGCAAAAAAAAUUGGUACAAAAGGAAGAGAGAGAAAAAGAAAAAGAAAAAUAGCCUGCUAUCGUUCUUCAUCUUCUGCUUUUGGGUGGUUUCAAAGUCAAAAUUCUCUAGCGGUUCUCCAUUAUCUCUUGGCCAGAUCUCCAUCGAAUUGCUGACUGUCCUCCGACGUUCGUCUUCUCCAGAAAUCAGAGAAUGGCUUCAUUCCGAGCAUUCUUGAACAGCCCUGUUGGUCCAAAAACUACUCAUUUUUGGGGACCUGUUGCCAACUGGGGAUUCGUGGCUGCUGGGUUAGCAGACAUGAACAAGCCACCAGAAAUGAUUUCUGGCAACAUGACAGCAGCAAUGUGCGUCUAUUCAGCACUGUUCAUGAGAUUUGCGUGGAUGGUACAACCCCGCAAUUACCUACUUCUUGCUUGUCAUGCCUCAAAUGAGACUGUACAGUUGUAUCAAUUCUCACGUUGGGCAAAGGCUCAAGGGUACUUGUCAGAGAAGAAAGACGAAGCUGGAUCUCAGUAGCUUGAUGCUGUAUUCCCACAUCCUGUUGUCUUUAUGACAUUAUUUUCUACGGGUUGUAAUUUGACUCAUUGAUAAUUGUUGUGUAUGUUAUUUGAAAAUAUGUCAGAGGAAACUACUUCAGUAACACCAGAAUGGAAUUGGGAAUUUUUCUCCCAAGAAGCAAUAAAAAUAUUUCAUAUUUGCCAA